Zerene cesonia (dogface butterfly) is the source of this 1879-nucleotide messenger RNA. RefSeq lists its product as uncharacterized. The coding region runs from base 130 to 1350 and encodes 406 amino acids. Lineage: Eukaryota; Metazoa; Arthropoda; Insecta; Lepidoptera; Pieridae. The record is from RefSeq and is a predicted model, not a curated record. The transcript has 8 exons.
UUAAUUACUAAUUAUUAUACUUAGUAUUUCUUACUCUGUGGCGUGGGUUUUGUAUACGAUCACUGAUGCAAGAUUAAGAUUUAAAUAAUAUUACAUAAUUAUACAAAUAUCAAUAAAUAAGACCAAACUAUGGAAGAAAACGGUUAUAAAUGUAUUAAGUAUUGUAUGGCCUGCUUUAGCGAAAAUGCAACUCAAAUUUAUAAAAUUAGAAAUGAUGAUUGUAAGAGAAUAUUUCAGGAUAACAUAUUGAGACUGUGUUUUAUUUGCAUGAGUAUAGCAAGAAAUACUGAAACCUUCAUAGAAAGUGUCCAAAGAAAUCAAACAUUACUUCAUAAUCUAAUGAAAAGUGCAAGGAUGACCAUUUUAAGUAUAGAACCAAGACCAAUAAAAAAUCUACAAUAUGAAGCAAUGGAAACUAUAGAAAUUGGAAGAGAAGUAUGUGAAAUAGAACCUUUUCCUAUACUGGUAUACAGCCAUAGUCAUGAAGACACAUGUGAAGAGAGCAGUGUAACUAAUAGCAAUGAAGAUAUUUCACUCUUUGAAAUUGAAUGUGAUACUUCAAUUGUAAAGACUGAACUAUUGGAUAUAAAAUGUGAAAAUGUUGAGAGUGCAAGUGAUUUUAUGAAUAGCAGUGUAGAGCUAAACAGUUAUUUAAGAUCAGAUAGUGAAUCAGUGGGGAGAUAUGCAGAUAAAACUAAGGAAAUACCUUUUAUUACAGCUAAUAGAGAUUGGAGAUCAAUAGUUGAAUGUGAUACUCCUAGACUACUUGUAAAAGCUGAACCACUUGAUAUAACAUGUGAAAAUAAUGAGACAAAUGAAGAUACAGAUGAUGAUGAAAAUACUGAUAAUUGGACUUUAAAAAGUAAGAGUAAUGAGGGAAAGUCAAUAGUAGAUGAAAGAGAUAUAAUUGAAGAAAACAUAUCAAGAGAAGACCUUAUGAAGGAAAUGGAACAGUCGGCAAAUGAGCAUUAUUACAUGAAUUCUGCAUUUAAAUGUGAAACUUGUGUGAAGGGCUUUAUGUUCAGGGAUCUUUAUGAAAAUCAUCUGAAGUCACAUUGUGAGACGCAAAACAAGAACAGACGGCCAUAUUCAAACGCUGAACGCCAAAGGAGAUACAGAGAAAGGAGAAGAGCAGAAAAGAAGAAAAGCUCCACAAAUAGCCCAGAUAGAGAGCUGGAGCCGGGGCAAGCGCAGAGUCCACUUGAUGGUGGGAUAAGUAAACGCCAGCCGCUAUCUAGCGCUGAACGCCAAAGGAGAUACAGGCAAAUGUUGCGGGAAAAACAACGGAUUGGAAGGUUAAGACUGCACAAACUGUCGAUCCAGCUGAAUUGGCGCGAAAACGUCAUUUAAAUAAACAGCGACAAAGCCGCUUUAGAGCGCGGCAACGGUUUCAAGCGCCCAGUACGUCGCGUCAAGCGCAGGCGGAAAGGUUUAUAUUGAAAUGAAUUAUUUGUCACUACUUCCACAUAAUAAUGUGUCAUGAGGUGUUAAAAGAUAUAUUUAUAUAGUCUAAGAAUGUUUUGAUAUCGGUCCAGCAGUUCUUGAGUUUAUUCAUCCUAUUAAUAUAAUCAACGCAAUAUUUGUAAGUAUAGAUCUAUGAUGUAUGUAUGUUCGAUACCCUUUCACAAUUUCGAAAACAGCUUAUCGUGUCUGUAUGAAAUUUGGGAUUGAGAUAGAUUAUAGUCUGGAUUAGUGCAUAAGAUUUUCAUCCGAUUUUCAUCCACCACGCGCGUGACGCUAGGUUAUUGCUAGUUACAAAUAAAAAUAUAAAUUAUAUUGUCUUGAAAGUUAUGCCUUAACACUUCUUUAAGACUACAUUAGUGUAAAGCAAGUGAUAUAAUGCCUUAAACUAUUUGGUCGUCUGCAGUUAAAUAAAAAA